GAGCGCAACUUUAGCAAAGGAUCGUAGCGCAAGAGUAACGCGGUCUGUCUGAAGUUUUAGAGGCUAUAGCCUAAAGAUAUUAGCCGGUCUGCGAUUAUUAGUCGGCAUGAAUACGGUCAAGGCUAUGAAAAAUGCAAUUGUCUGUCUUAUUUUACUGCCUCGCUUCUUCUUGGCAGCGAUAAUGCUGUGGUUUCUCGAUUUUCAUUGCGUAAGAAAGAGGGUCUUCCCCAAAAUGAAGGAACAAGAAGGAAAUAUUGUCGACCCCCCCGUAUGUAUUUCCGAGUCUAAUCGAAUGUUCAGCUGGGAGUCAAUCAAAGCCGUUUGGCAUGGCCAUAAACUGGACUUCUUAAAAUCGGCGCACCUUGGAUAUGUAGCGCCCAACACUGAAGUUGUGCAGCUCCGCGACCAGAGAUGCAACCGGAUUCUUGACUAUGCCAAAGAGAAGAGACCGCUCAUUCUAAACUUUGGCAGCUGCACCUGACCACCGUUCAUGACACGCUUGAAGGCGUUCCAGCGUGUUGUGCAGCAAUACGCUGAUAUCUCAGACUCUGUCGUUGUGUACAUAGAGGAAGCGCACCCGUCGGACGGAUGGAUGAGCUCUGACGCUCCCUACCAAAUUCCCAAACACCGCUGUCUCGAGGAUAGACUCAGUGCCGCUCAAAUAAUGAACCGUGAGGUCCCUGGGUGCCUUGUUGUCGCAGACAGCAUGGAUAACUCGUCCAACGCCGCAUAUGGAGCAUAUUUCGAUAGACUUUACAUACUUCAAGACGGAAAGAUUGUCUACCAAGGAGGUAGAGGGCCGGAGGGAUACCGCAUCUCUGAGCUGAGAGACUGGCUAGAUCAAUACAGACAAAGUGUUGGAAAUUCAAGAAAUGUCGUUAUUCAUGUCUAGAGUUUUAUAACAUUUUAGGCGUCAACAUUAAAUAAGUUAUGUCUCUACACAUUUCAUACACUGCAACUUUUCAAGAGUUGCGGCUCCAAUAACGUGUCACAUGGACACACAAGCAUUUUCACUUGUGUUGUUUACUAGUGAUGUAUGUGUAGGCCUAUCCCAAAGGUUGCAGAAUUGCCUGUUUUAGUUCUAGUUAUUAUUUUGACCGUGGACAUCUCAACAUAUUACGUCUAUAGACGAUCGCCUGCAAGCGUUUAUUUGUUCUGUGUUCCCAUAUUUGUCAUGUUCUCUUUAUGCGAAUGUUUGUGUGGAAAGUGUGAGUAAAGUAGGGUUUGCCAUGACCAAUUUAUUGCCAGUAUUUUUGUGAAGUUCGGUUUUUAAAAGGUACCUCACCAGAAAACCGAUACUGAUGUUUUAAUGCUGAAGAUAAUGAUUGUGUGCAAUAUCUUUUUACUUGUAUUUUUGGUUUUGUAAAUAUGGUUAACUUUUUAUGGAGAUACUUUUAUAAUAAAAUGUCUUGUUCUAUACUCUGGAAAAUAACUAUUUAAAACAUUUCGCUCAUUGCUGAAGGUGAAUUCAUUUAGGAUGAUGUGUAGGGUAUUAAUUUAGCAUGCUUUAUCUGCAUGGAAUAACUUUUAAAAUUAUGGUAAGGUAAUUACUGAGUAGAUAGCCUAUAGCCUCUAGCAACAGGCUUCCUCCCUUGUGCGCAAUAGACUGUGGAAAACGCGGUUACUGGGUAAACCACACAUUUCUUUGAUAAAAACAUUAAGAACACCUUCCUAAUAUUGAGUUGUUUUUCCCUCAGAACAGCUUCAAUUCGACGGGGCAUGGACUCUAGAAGGUGUCGAAAGCGUUCCACAGGGAUGCUGGCACAUGUUGACUCGAAUGCAUUCCACAGUUGUCAAGUAAGUUGGUUGUCCUUUGGGUGGUGGACACGGGAAACACACAGGAAACUUUUGCAGCCUUGCAGUUCUUGACACAAACCAGUGCGCCUGGCACGUACUACCAUACCCUGUUCAAAGGCACGUCAAUCUUUUGUCUAUUCCAUUCACACUCUGAAUGGCACACAUACACAAGCCAUAUCUCAAUUGUCUCAAAUCUUCAAAAUCCUUCUUUCAUUAACCUGUCUCCUGUUUGUCUACACUGAUUUGAAAUGGUUUUAACAAGUGACAUUAAAAAGGAUCAUAGCUUUCACCUGUUUUCACCUUGUUAGUCUAUGUCAUGGAAAGACCAGGUGUUCAUAAUGUGUUGUACAUUCAGUGUACAGUAACCUGUGCAAGCUGUUUUGUUUUUAUAAA
Messenger RNA from Oncorhynchus nerka (sockeye salmon), 2190 nucleotides. It is a transcript of the gene dio3a, whose product is annotated as iodothyronine deiodinase 3a. Gene Ontology annotation, molecular function: thyroxine 5'-deiodinase activity. NCBI's taxonomy places the organism in Eukaryota, Metazoa, Chordata, Actinopteri, Salmoniformes, Salmonidae. The record is from RefSeq and is a predicted model, not a curated record. The transcript has a single exon. Gene Ontology annotation, biological process: thyroid hormone metabolic process.